Molecule: messenger RNA, 1587 nt
Organism: Triticum turgidum subsp. durum (durum wheat)
Lineage: Eukaryota; Viridiplantae; Streptophyta; Magnoliopsida; Poales; Poaceae
Source: the annotation of a GenBank genome assembly
AUGGCGCUGCGGCGCAAGGGGAGGUCGGCGGGGCGGCGGGCGGCGGUGAGGUGGUGGCUGCUCUCCCUCCUCGGGGCCGGCGCCGCCGUCACCGCCGCGGCCGCGCUGCUCGCCGUCGCGCUCCACGUCUCCGCGUCCGCCACGUCCGGCUCGCCCUACCGCCUGGCCAAGCAGCCGCGGGAGGCCGAGGAGCUGCGCUGGGAGCAGGAGUUCGCGCCGCCGCAGCUCGCCUCGCCGCACGCGCGGAAGCUGGACGGCGCGGCCGAGGACGCGCCGGAGAAGAGGCUGUGGCUGCCGGCCCCGUCGCGCCGGUUCGUGCCCUGCGUCUCGCCGUCGCUCGAGUACAGACGUCCGGAGGCAUCGAGGGGGUACCUGCUCGUACACACCAAUGGCGGGCUCAACCAGAUGCGCGCCGGGAUCAGUGAUAUGGUAGCAGUUGCACGAAUACUCAAGGCUACACUUAUAAUCCCAGAACUUGAUAAGAAAUCGUUUUGGCUCGACAAAAGCAACUUUUCGGAUGUCUUCGACGAAGAACACUUUAUACGUUAUUUGGCAAACGAUGUGAUAAUUGAGAAAAAGUUGCCAAAGGAAUUGGUGAAAGCACCAAAAUCUGUUAGGUACUUCAAGAGUUGGUCUGGAGUAGAUUAUUAUCAGGAUGAGAUUUCUCCACUAUGGGAGCACCGUCAGGUUAUUCGAGCUGCUAAAUCGGAUUCUCGCCUUGCAAACAACUUCCUCCCUCCUGAUAUUCAAAAACUUCGCUGCCGGACCUUUUUCCAGGCACUUAGAUUUGCUCCCCCAAUCGAAGCUUUAGGCAAUCUUUUGGUGGAGAGGAUGAAAGCAUUUGGACCAUAUAUUGCUUUGCAUUUACGCUAUGAGAAGGAUAUGCUUGCUUUUAGUGGGUGUACGUAUGGUCUGUCAGAGACCGAAUCAGAGGAGCUUGCAAUGAUCAGAGGAAACACAACCUACUGGAAGGUGAAAGACAUUGAUCCAUUAGAACAAAGAUCACAUGGUCAUUGUCCCCUGACGCCAAAGGAGGUUGGAAUGUUUCUUUCUGCCCUAGGAUAUCCAUCAAGCACCCCAGUUUACAUAGCUGCAGGGGAGAUAUAUGGAGGUGAAUCUCAUAUGGUCGAUUUGCAAUCCCGAUUCCCAAUUCUGAUGAACAAGGAGAAACUGGCCUCUGCUGAAGAACUGCGACCGUUCAGCCAAUACGCUUCUCAAAUGGCAGCUUUGGAUUACAUCGUUUCAGUAGAAAGUGAUGUAUUUAUUCCAUCAUAUUCUGGGAACAUGGCACGGGCUGUUGCCGGUCAUCGGCGUUUCCAUGGCCACAGGAAAACAAUCAGUCCUGACAGGAAAGCAUUAGUUCAUUUGUUUGACAAAGUUGACAGUGGAUUACUCGAUGAAGGCAAAAAGCUAUCGCAAAAGAUAAUAGAAAUGCACCAGAAGAGACAAGGUUCUCCUCGGAAACGGAAAGGUCCCGUGUCCGGGACGAGGGGCAGCGAUAGGUUUCGGUCAGAGGAGGCAUUUUACGAGAACCCUCUUCCUGAUUGCCUUUGUCAAUCGAAUGACGAUUCUAUUGUCAGCAUAUAA